GUCUCUUUCCCGCCAUCUUGAACUUGGCGAGUAACGCUGUGAUCAGCAGUAACGCCACGUGUGGAGAUUCAGGACCAGAAGUUUACUGUAAACUGGUUGAACACGUUCCAGGGCGACGGAUCAAGAACCCACACUGCCCAAAGUGUGACGCCGACUCAGUCCUGACCAAAGAGCGUCAUCCAAUCACAAACGCCAUCGAUGGAACCAAUCAGUGGUGGCAGAGUCCGAGUAUCAAAAAUGGACAGCAGUUUCACUGGGUCUCCAUCACACUGGAUCUGAAACAGAUCUUUCAGGUGGCUUACAUCAUCAUCAAGGCCGCCAACUCUCCCCGACCAGGCAAUUGGAUCCUGGAGCGCUCAAUGGAUGGUUUGACCUUUGAACCUUGGCAGUUUUAUGCUGUCAGUGAUUCUGAGUGUUUGACUCAUUACAACGUGACUCCUAGACUCGGGUCACCCACCUUCAAGGGUGACACGGAGGUCAUCUGCACGUCUUUCUACUCCAAACUGGACCCUCUGGAACACGGAGAGAUCCACACCUCCCUGAUUAACGGGCGACCUGGAGCUGAUGAUACGACCCCCGAACUCUUGAACUUCACUUCGGCUCGUUACAUCAGACUGAGGCUUCAGCGAAUCAGGACGCUAAACGCUGACCUAAUGACACUGAUCAGCAGGGACCCCAAACAAAUUGACCCCAUUGUUACCCGGAGGUAUUAUUACUCAAUCAAGGACAUCUCUGUGGGCGGGAUGUGUAUCUGUUAUGGCCACGCCCAGAGCUGCCCAUUGGACCCUGUUAGCAAGAAGCUGCAGUGUGUGUGUGAGCACAACACCUGUGGAGAGAACUGUAAUGAGUGUUGCCCUGGUUACCACCAGCAGCCAUGGCAACCAGGAACCAUCUCUGAGGGGAAUACAUGUGAACAGUGUAAUUGUCACAACAAAGCUGUCAACUGUUUCUACAAUCAGACCGUCUCUGACCUCUCACUGAGUUUAAACUCUCGCGGCGCUCGGCGAGGAGGCGGAGUCUGUAUCAACUGUCAACAGAACACUGCUGGCAUCAACUGUGAGAACUGUUCUGAUGGAUUUUACAGACCAACUGAGGUCUCUCCAUAUUCAGACUCUCCGUGUGUGGAGUGUAACUGUGAUCUAAAAGGAUCCGAGUCUUCAGUCUGCACCAGAGAUGACACACAACCAGGUGUCUCAACAGGUCAGUGUGUGUGUAAGGAGGGUUUUACAGGUCGACAGUGUGAUCGUUGUGCAUUUGGAUACAGAGAUUUUCCUCAAUGUGUUCGCUGUGAGUGCAACCUCUCUGGGAGCAUCAACUCAGACCCCUGCAGCCCCUGCAUCUGCAAGGUCAAUGUGAUGGGAGCUCACUGUGAUCUGUGUAAACCGGGUUACUAUGACCUACAGGACAGUAAUCCGCUCGGCUGCACCGACUGUUUCUGUUUUGGUGUGUCGGAUGUCUGUGAGAGCUCUGCCUGGUUGACAGCUCAGGUUCACCAGGCAGAUGCUUUGCUUCGUCCCUCUCAGUCCCCUUACAUCUCCCCUACCAUACAUGGCAAUGACCUCCCCAUCCCCGUCAACAUCUCCUCAGGCCACACCCACCUAGAAGUGCUGUCGUGGACAGCACCUAAGCAUUUCCUUGGCAACAAGCUCGUAUCCUAUGGAGGUUUCUUGAACUUCUCUGUGGUUUAUGAUGUCCCGUUGGACAAUGAAGACCAUUCUCUCCCUGCCCACUGUGACAUCAUCAUUGAGGGUAACAGUCAGGCUGUUCAUCUCUCACUUCCUGUCCUCCUGGUUCUCUCUCCUCUGGCUGAGCGCUCAGUUGCUUUAACAAUGACACCACGGCAGUUUGUGAAAGUUGAGAUGGGCCACCGCGUUACUCGUGAUGACCUGCUGUCAGUACUUGCUGAUGUGACCACACUGAAGGUCAAAAUUCACGUGAAUGCCUCCACUGAUGGGCCGAUAUAUCUUAGUUACCUGUCUCUGGAUGUCGCUGACCCGAUCUCCAUUUCUGGUGAUCAGGCGGUUGCUGUGGAGAUGUGUGAGUGUCCAUGGGGAUACAGUGGCACUUCCUGUGAGGCAUGUCUCCCUGGUUUUUUCAGAGUGGGAGGAGUUUUGUUUGGAGGGAACUGUCUGCCGUGUGAGUGUAAUGACCACGCCACCGAGUGUGAUAGCAACGGAGUCUGUUUGGGUUGUACCCAUAAUACCACCGGUCCUCACUGUGAUCAGUGUCUUCCUGGUUUCUACGGCGACCCCUCAGAGGGAACAGCUGAUGACUGUCUGGUGUGUGCGUGUCCUCUAAUGUCCAACAGUUUCAGUCCCACCUGUGUGAUGGAGCAGUCUGGACAGGUGUUCUGUGACCGGUGUCAGGUGGGAUACACAGGAAACUCCUGUGAAAGGUGUGCCAGUGGUUUCUAUGGAAACCCACAGGCAGUGGGUGGGGCCUGUGUCCGCUGUGAGUGUAACGGUAACGUAGACAUCAGGGAGGCGGGGCACUGUGACACUCUCACUGGAGAAUGCUUGCGUUGCCUAGGCAACACUGGUGGAAGACACUGCGAGGUCUGUCAACAUGGUUACUAUGGAGACGCUGUGCACGCUAAGGACUGUCAAGAGUGUAGCUGUGAUGUCAACAACGCCCUCUCCAGCGUGUGUGAUGUCACAACAGGUCAGUGUUUGUGUAAAGAGAACGUGAAAGGACGCACCUGUGACCGCUGCCAGUCAGGGUUUUUCGGCCUGGAGAGUGGGCGGGGCUGUCAGGCAUGUGGCUGCAGCCAAUCAGUAUCUCUGUCUGAGUCAUGUGAUGAAGAGGGGCGAUGCCAGUGUGUGGUGGGUGUAGCGGGAGACAAGUGUGACCGCUGUAGUCAUGGUUACUUUGGUUUUCAUACCAACGGCUGUACAGCAUGCACCUGUAAUCACACUGGUGGAAACUGUCACAUUGACAGUGGCAGGUGCAUCUGCCCCGCCCACACACAGGGAGACACCUGCGAAAGGUGUGAGACAGGAUACUGGGGUCGCAACCUCGUCACCGGAUGCAAGCCAUGCAGUUGCAGCGCAGCAGGAAGCUCCACCCCCCAGUGUGAUCUGACCAAUGGACAGUGUCGCUGCAAAGAGGGCUUCACUGGCAGGUCAUGUGAUCAGUGUUCACCUGGUUACUAUGGUUACCCGAAGUGCUUAGAAUGUGGCUGCGAAAUGGCGGGAACAGAUGAGAAGUUUUGCAACAAAACUCUCGGAGUGUGUGACUGUGGACACACGGGAAAGUGUGUGUGCAAGGUGGGCGUGGCCGGGCGGCGCUGUGAGGAGUGCGUUUCUGGUUGGUUCGCUCUGUCAGCUGACGGCUGCUUACCAUGUUUCUGUUCAGGACUCAGCAGAGACUGUGAGGAGCAGGGAGGCCUCUACAGAGUACCUAUCAGCCUGGAUCCCUUGCCCCCUCUCUUGUCAUUGGUCAGUCAAUCCAACUUGCAGUGUGUAGUGUCUGGAGUUUACCUGCAGGGUGGCGACAUGGUGCUCGACACCCGACAUCUCAACAACAGCAGACUGGCUGGACCCCUCUACUGGAGACUGCCCGCACAAUUUCAAGGCCACCAGUUGUUGUCGUAUGGUGGCCUGUUGUCUUACAUCAUCACUUUCUACGCUGAGGAUGGCUCAGGAAUGUCCAAUCAGGAGCCUCAAGUCAUGAUAAGGGGCGGGACUCUGAGGAAGCUGGUGAUAUACACUGACAUCGUCGCCCCUGGCAACGGUAUCAGAACACAGCAUGACAUCAUGAUGACAGAGCACAACUGGAAGUACUUUAACUCGGUGUCGGAGGAUUCGGUGACUCGCUCUGACUUCCUGUCAGUCAUCAACAACAUUGAGUACAUCAUAAUCAAAGCAUCAUACGGGAGCAGACUGCAACAGAGCAGGAUCUCUAACAUCACCAUGGAAACAUCACUUGAGGCGGAGUCACUGGAGCGGUCAGAGAUUGGAGUCAGCGUGGUCAGACAUAUCGAAUCUUGCAUCUGUCCAACUGGAUACACCGGUUUGUCUUGUCAGGAGUGUGCAGCAGGGUUUUUCCGUCAGCCUCUUUCUGAGCUCUCAUCUCAGAGUUUGAAGUCCUUGUUUCUUCAUCCAUGUGUUCGAUGUCGCUGCAACAACCACAGUGAGAUCUGUGACACUGAAACCGGAGACUGUCAGGGCUGUAAACAUCAUACCAGUGGGCGGAGCUGUGAGCUGUGUGCCCCGGGGUAUUAUGGGAACGUCAGUGGCUCCAUCAGUGAUUGCUCCCUCUGUGCCUGCCCCAUAAGGGACAACAGUUUCAGUCCCACCUGUGUGUCAGAGGGAACAUUGGGUGAUUUCCGCUGCACUUCCUGUCUCGAGGGAUACGAGGGGAGAUACUGUGAGAGGUGUUCGGUUGGUUACUAUGGAUACCCAUCAUUGCCCGGCGGUAUGUGUUCACGAUGCAAUUGCAGUGGGUGGGGCUCCCUGCAGCUGCUAUGUGAUUCGCAGACAGGACAGUGUGACUGUAAGGCCGGGGUCAGAGGUCAGUCAUGUGACCAGUGUGACGAGAGGCACAUUCUUCAGGGAGAAGAGUGUGUGUCCUGUGAUGACGAGUGUUCUGGGGUUCUGUUGGACGAUCUGGACAAAGUACACGACCAUUUCCUGUCUGUGAACCUGAGCAGCAUCACUAUUGCAGCGUCAAGUCAGCUGGUGAUGCUGGAGAAGCAGAUCAGAGACUUUCAGGUGGUGUUUUCGAAAAACAAUUCUAUUUCCCUGGGUCUGUCCGGAGCGGAAGUUCAGCUAAAUCAUUUGACCUCUGACCUCAGUGAUGUGCUACAGCAGGUCAACAGUCUUUCUAGCAAGUUCGAGAAAGUUUUAAUGUCCACCAAAAACAGCGCUUCCCAGAGUGCACUGCUACUAGAAAGCAUCAGCAAGCUACAAGACAACAUUCAAGUGCUUCGGCUGGAGGCGGGGCUUCUGAAUCAGACCUCAGAGGAUGAGCUUAGUUCAGCCAAUCAAACCCAACUGCUGGAGAAUGUUAAGUCCAUAUUGGAGAUGAUCAGAGCUGUCAAUCUAAUUAAUGCAAACACUACGGCCAAUCAGGAGCUCGGCCUCUCGGAGUCCCUCCUUGACUCACUGCAGUUGGACUUCUUGUCCAACACAGUGUCAGUUGAUGACAGGCUCCGCCCCCUCUCUUCCUCCCUUGUGGUUGGCAUGGAGACACUGCAAUUUGCAAGCACACAGCUGAAAGAUGCUGCAAAACAAAAUACACAAUCACACACUCUGCUGGAUAACACACACACUCAACUGCACAGAUAUCAGCGGCUCCAUGGUAACCUGAGUGCAGUGUGUGUGUUUUUGGACGGACUGAUGGAGGACAGUCAGCUGCUGCUAGACGACACCAUCAGCAUGAGGGAGGAGUUUACCAGCAGCACCACACACGUGGAGGUGUUCAGCGGGCAGAUGGAUCAGUGGCGCCCUCUGCUGAUGAAACAGGUCGACGGUUUGGUUGUUGGCCUUAAAAAGUCAGAUGCCCUGGAGAAUGUUUACCUUGCAGAAAGCAACGCCCACCAACUGCAGAGCCACGCCCACUCCCUGCACAGCUCGCUGUCGGCGGCGUGGAACGUGUCUCACAACAGCAGCCGAUUGGUUCAGCUGGACAGUGACAUAAGAGAACAAGUUAACGCCGCCCUACAGGCUGCCUCGAUCGCCCAUAAUUCAGCCUCCCUCGCUCUGAACAUGAGCAUCCAAUCAGAGAAGCUGCUGUCAGAGGAGGGCCGAGCCAAACUGAACAUGAGCUCAGCUGUUUACGAGCAAAGUCAAAGAAUCAACAAGACCACAGAAGACCUGCAGUUAAAUGUAACCAUGGUAACCAGCAGACUGGGAUUUGUCAGUGAAAGUAUCCGUAACUCCAGCUUCCUCCUGCGUCAGCCAAUCAGAGAGCUGUUCAUCCUCUCUAAUGGUACUUCUGCAGUUUUGCAGCAGUCUAAGUCUCAGGUAUCAGUGGCCCACUCUGAUGUCCAGGAGGCGCUGCAGCGUCUGCACGCGCUCACUCAGCAGCUCACACAUUCUUCUUCUGUGGUGGAACAAACCAACGUGACAGUGAGGGAGACAAAGCAGCUGGUGACGGACACACAAACGGCAGCCAAUGAGGCGCAGCAGAAGCUGGAGUUGGCAGGCAAUCGUGCAGAGCGACUCAUGGAUCGGAUAAAGCCGCUAAGCAUGCUGGGUGACAACCUGAGCAGGAACCUGUCCGACAUCAGAGAGCUGAUCGACCAGGCCCGAAAACAGGCUGCCUCGAUCAAGGUGGCGGUUCAGGCAGACAGAGACUGCGUCCGAUCGUACAGACCUCAGAUUCAGUCGAGUAACUUCAACACACUGAGUCUGACACUGAAGACCAACAGCCCCAACAACCUGCUGUUCUACCUGGGCAGCAACUCCACGGUGGACUUCCUGGCUGUAGAGAUGCAUGAUGGGAAGGUGUCACUGCUCUGGGAUCUGGGUUCAGGUAGCACCAGACUCGAGUUUCCUGCACUCGACAUCAGCAACAACAGAUGGACCAGAAUCAAUGUGACCAGGUUUGGGGCACGCGGAUCUCUAUCAGUUCACCAGCUGGAGUCGGAGGCUGCUCCGUUGCUGGCAGUAACAGCAACCUCACCGGGACAUUCCCGACUUUUAGACGUGAACAAAAACUCAGUGAUCCACGUCGGAGGGAGGGGAACACAAACACAGAGCCCCACCCUCCUGAGGUCCUCCACCUUUCAGGGAUGUGUAGGUGAAGCAUUUUUGAAUGAGAGGAACGUCGGUCUGUGGAACUACGUCAGCAGGGAGGGAGGCUGUGGAGGCUGUUUCAGCAGUCCUCAGGUGGAAGAGACAUCAUUCCACUUCGAUGGUUCUGGAUUUUCAUUGGUUCAGAAAUCUCUGCGAGCUACUUCCACCUCCAUUGUUCUGCUUUUUAAAACUCUGUCACCGGGCGGAUUACUGCUCUACCUGUCUUCCAACAACACGAGGGACUUCCUGUCGUUGGAGCUGUUGGGGGGCCGUGUCCAUCUGACCUUUGACCUUGGUUCCGGUGCUCUGAUCCUGACCUCCAACCGGAAGUACAACACCGGAGUGUGGUACAAGAUCACACUGCAGAGGAGCAAACGCAAAGGUUACCUUUCAAUCAUGGCAGCUGACCAAUCUUCAGAGAAGGAGGUUUUGGAGGCGGAGUCUCCUGGAACCGCGUCUGACCUGAACAGGUCCGAUCUGGACCCCAUCUACAUAGGAGGACUUCCUGCCUCCAGACCAAUCAGGCGACAGGUGGUGUCUAGGUCUUAUGUGGGCUGUAUCAAGAACGUAGAGAUUGCUCGCUCCAACUUUGACCUACUGAGAGACGCCUAUGGCGUGAGGAAGGGCUGUGUACUCGAGGCGGUGAGGAGUGUUUCUCUGCUGGCCAGCGGCUUCGUUCAGAUUGCUAAUCGAUCACUUGGUCAGGAAGCGGAGCUUCUCUUCUCCUUUUCAUCCAACAACCAAUCAGGAGUCCUGCUGGCAGCCCUAAGUGCCACACACAAACAGCACUUCCUGUCCGUCCACCUGGUCUCUGGCCGUUUGGAGGCGGAGCUUGGGGAGGUGGGCGUGGAGAGUAGGAGCGUGACAGUUUUUAAACCAGAUGGAACAUCAUUCAGCGACGGAAAGAAACACUCUGUGAUUAUCACCAUCAACAGAAAAUCUCUGUCCCUGCAGGUGGAUGAAGAACACAUUAAGACCGUCUCCCUGUUGCCGGGCGGAUUCUCACGUCUGUCUCCAGCCUCCUUUUUCAUUGGUGGGAUUCCAUUAGAGGAGGAGUCUCGUCUGCCAAUCAGAUUACAGGAGUUGUCCAGGUGGUUCAGAGGCUGCAUUCAACACUUCGUGGUGGGCGGCUUACUCGUUGACCUGUCAGAGGCUGUGAGGUAUGAAGGGGCGGAGCUUGACAGCUGUCUGUUGGAGUACAGAGUCAGGGGGGCAGUUCUUCCUGAUGACACCGAUGUACAACCAACCUCUGAUCCCGCCCAACUGCCUUCAACGCCGCCCACACACCUGAGUGCCUUCACACCUGGAGUGCUUACGUGUGCAACAGAGGCGGAGCCUACCUUUCUACCAUCAGGGGCACAAUUUGGUUUUUCUAAACACAGUCACAUGACCUUCAUCAUUAACCCCAGCAGAGUCAGACGGAGUCUGUCAGUGAGGUUGUCGGUUCGAACCCGAGUCUUGGAGGGGCUGAUCUUCCUCCUUUCUGACGCCAAACAGAAUGAUUUCAUCAUCCUCAGACUGACAGGGGGCCGGCUUAUCAUGUCAGCUGACCUGGGGAAAGGCCCCGCCUCCAUCACCUCGUCCGUCUCAAUAAACGAUGGAGAGUGGCACACUGUGAAUGCUGAACUGGGCCGGCGGUCUCUGUCUGUCUCUGUGGGCGAUUCGAAUCCAGACUCAGUGUCAGUUAAAGGAAACCAGUUGGACGUGGACGAGCGACUUUACCUGGGUGGACUCCCUCACACACACACGUCGAGGAGGAUCAAUGUGAGCAGCAGUUUUCCAGGUUGCGUGCGUUCCUUCACUUUAAAUGGAGCCAUAUUGGAUCUGUCCAAACCGCACUCUCAGCAUGAUGUCACUUCCUGUUUUACCCAUGACCAGACAGGAAGUUACUUUAAUGGCAGCGGAUAUGCCGCCCUCAUGCGUGAUGGCUUUAAGGUCGGCUCAGAUCUCUCUGUGAAUCUUGAGUUUCGAACGAGCCAAUCAGAAGGAGUCUUUCUGGGAAUCAGUAGCGCCAAAGUCGACGCCAUUGGACUGGAGAUGAUCAACGGACAGAUGGUGUUUAACGUAAAUAAUGGGGCGGGGCGAGUGCUCGUACGUUCCAUUGGUCACCUGUUGUGUGAUGGACGCUGGCACCGCCUGCAGGCCAGAAAAACCAAACACACCCUGAGUCUGAGUGUCGAUGGGCGGAGCUACACGACCGCCAACCCAUACCCACAAUCCACCUCUGCUGAGACCAACAACCCGGUUUACCUGGGAGGGUAUCCAGUGGGGGUGAAACAGAACUGCCUGUCGAUCAGCUCCAGGUUCAGAGGAUGUCUGAGGAACCUGCAGAUUGUGAAGUCUCAUCCUGGUGACUUCUUGGACCUGAGCUCCGCCCACUUCCAGUUGGGCAUCACUCCUAACUCAUGUCCUGUUGCCUAGUGACGCAGGUCCCUGCUCCGAUUGGACAACAGAAACCUACAGUCUUCAUAAACUGUGUCUAACCCUGACAUUUUCAAAUGAGAAUUCUAAUUUUGUUGUUGCCUAUGGAGAGUCAUUAAAGAUGAAUCAUUAAAGAAGAGU
Molecule: messenger RNA, 9302 nt
Organism: Labrus bergylta (ballan wrasse)
Lineage: Eukaryota; Metazoa; Chordata; Actinopteri; Labriformes; Labridae
Source: RefSeq, a predicted model, not a curated record